AUGGAGCUCUCUCCAGACGAGAAGAAACGCGUCGCGUACAUCGAACAAAGAUUAACUUCUUUGAAAAUUCAAUUAGGGAAGUUAGAACAAUAUUUGGAGGGUCUAAGUCCUGAUCCUGCAAAUGCUAAGAUGCGUUUGGACAGUUUAUCAUCAUUUUACGAGGCUUGUCUCAAAUACAACGAGGAGUUAAUUUCACUCCAACCAGGAAAUCCUCAAGUAAAUAUCUUUUUGGAGGUCGAGUCUCGGUAUUUCGAAGCUGCCGGUUCCGUUACAAAAUUACAACGAGUCGAGCAUUUUUUGAGUUCCACUCUAAACAGUAGCAACAUUACGAUAACAGAACGACAGGAAUUGCCUAAGCUCCCAAAAAUUAAAAUCCCCACUUUUGACGAUGUCAGCGACGCAGUGAAGUGCAGUCAACUUUUUGACUCUCUCACUGAUUCCGCGCUUAAGAAAGUAAGCCAAUGUGAUCCCAGCGAUAAAGAUUAUCCGAAGGCUUGGAAGACACUUUUGGAGUUUUACGAUCACAAGCGCAUUGUGGCAGUAGAACAUUUGAACGCUCUUCUAGAUCUUCCUCGGUGUACCAAAGCUUCGGCUGACGAAUUGUCAUCGCUCUUAGAUGAAGCUCGUCAGCACCUGCAUAUUUUAGAAGGACUUGAUGCUCCACCUGGCGAGAAUUUACUUGUUCGUAUCAUCGAACGUUGUCUUUCUCCAACAACCAGGAGCAAAUGGCAGGAUAAACUCAAUAUGGAUGAAUUACCAAAGUUGGACGAUUUAUGCGGGUUCAUUCAAACGACCAUUUUUAAACUGCAGGCUCUGGACACCUCAGUUACCCCUAAUCACGUCAACAAUCCGAAAAAGAGACCUGGAGAAACUCCUACUCAAUCGUCGAAUAAAUUCGCGAAGAAGGCUUCUCAUGCCUUUGUUACGUCGUCCAAGUCUGAGGCAAUCUCCUCUCAAUCGACAUAUCUGACUUGUCCGGAGUGCAAUAAAGCUCAUCAACUUUUCAAGUGUCCGGCAUUCAGUGAACUCGGUGUUCAUGAUCGUUGA
Diachasma alloeum is the source of this 1047-nucleotide messenger RNA. RefSeq lists its product as uncharacterized. The coding region runs from base 1 to 1047 and encodes 348 amino acids. NCBI's taxonomy places the organism in Eukaryota, Metazoa, Arthropoda, Insecta, Hymenoptera, Braconidae. The transcript is spliced from 2 exons. The record is from RefSeq and is a predicted model, not a curated record.